Molecule: messenger RNA, 4748 nt
Organism: Mycotypha africana
Lineage: Eukaryota; Fungi; Mucoromycota; Mucoromycetes; Mucorales; Mycotyphaceae
Exons: 2
Coding region: 157-4482 (1441 amino acids)
Source: RefSeq, a predicted model, not a curated record
ACUAAACUUGUUGCACUCUUGUUUCUUAUUCUCAACUACAAUUUCUUCUCGCAUCCUUUUCUUUCCCUUUAACCCCCCCUUUCUUCCUUACACUUCUUUAUUCAACUAAAACGUAUAUAUUUCCUUUAAAGCCGUUGUACUCUAUACCUUUGAUAUAUGACGUUACUAGCUGACACAUCUGGAAGCGGAGGGAACACGAACUCUCCAUCUUGGUUAAAGCAGCGUACUAGCAUCUUCAAUAAAACUCCUGCCAAUGAUGAAUCAACAAAACCAAAAGUAGUUGACAAAGAAUUGGCUCGAUUAAAGAAUUUAGGAGCUGUUUCGUCUGUUUGGUCGAAUAAAUUUGUGCAAAAUGACAGUUCUCAUUUAGGAGGAGGUGCCCACACUCUGCCAAAAGCUCUUUCACCAAAAGUAAUUCAUCGUACGCGUGCAUUUUCCAAUGAAGAGAAUAGCCCUGCCAAAAAGUCACCAGUGGAACAUAUUGCAUCCGCUUUUCAACCUAUUCAGCAGCAACAACAACAACAACAAACUCCUCCUCUUCCACUGCCUCAACGUGGCAGUUCACGUCAUAAGAUGGAACACUAUCCUCCUCUUCAUCAGCAAGAUCAACUCGAUACGCCAAUUUCUUCACCCUCCUCUUCUGUCACUUCCUCUACUUACGCUUCUCCUACAUUAGCUUUUCAAUCAAGACACUCGUCCAUGUCUACCCUAGACUUGAAAGAACAAGAAGAAGAAGAAGCAAGGGUUGUGGAAGGCACUUCCAGUGAGCAUACCAGUCGUAGUCAUCCUAAGAAAACUAACAGCAACAACAACAAUGCAUCCUCUUCAUCCACCACGACCACCACGACCACCACCACCAUGAUAAAAGAGGAUACUAGGAAGGAUAUCGAGGAAGGUGUCUUUUCAGCUCCACCUCUCCAUUUUUUGAAACAAGCCAUCACCGGCAGCAACCAACAAAAGAAAAACCACAGAAAAUCACUUCGUGAAGAAGCAGCUGCUUUAUGGUUUCAAUGCGAGACCUUAAAAACCGAAAUUGCUCAAACCAAGGCUCGUCUUCAAAAAGCAAAUGAAAAUGCCGACUUUUAUAAGCGCCAACUAGACAUGAAGACUCACGAGCCCGAGAUAGAAAGGGCCAAGGACGAAGCAGCUGCUCUCUGGUUUCAGUGUGAAGCAUUAAAGACAGAAGUCGCUCAAACCAAUGCUCGUCUUCAAAAAGCAACUGAAGACAUUGAUUUCUAUAAACGUCAAUUGGAACAAAAGAGUGACAUGGUAGAGAAGCAUCAGCAACAACAGGAACAAUGGCAACAGCAACAGCAACAACAACAACAACAACAACAACAACAACAAAGCAAGGCCGCUACUGAGGAUCUCGAUGAAGCUGCCAAGCUCUGGUUCCAAUGUGAAGCAUUAAAAACAGAAAAUGCUCAGAUCAAUGCUCGUUUAAAGAAGGCUUUGGAUGACAUCCAAUUCUAUAAGCGCCAGUUAGAAACAAAGAGGGAAGUGAUUGAACAAAAACAGCUAGAACAACCCAACCAUCAUCUGGACGAAGCAGCUUCUCUAUGGUUCCAAUGCGAAACCCUCAAGACCGAAGUCGCUCAAAUGGGAGCUCGUUUGAAAAAAGCCAAUGAAGAUGUGGACUUUUAUAAGCGUCAGUUGGAAGCUGCCAAGGAAGACAAAGCUCGGUCUGUGGUCCCUUCCAUCAACGACAACAACAACAACAAGAACCGUUCGAUCGAUCAAGAGGACGUUGUCAGUAAAGAUGAAGCAGCUAAACUUUGGUUCCAAUGCGAAUCUCUCAAGACGCAAAUGGCUCAAAUGGAGGCUCGUCAUAAGAAAACAGUCGAAGAUGUACAAUUCUAUAAACGUCAACUAGAACAACAAAAAACGACACCUCCACCCCACCCUCAGCCUUCACAACCGCUCCAACAAGAUGCGUCAUUGAACUCAAACAAUGAGAAUGAUGUUGUCAGUAAAGAUGAAGCAGCUAUGCUUUGGUUUCAAUGCGAAACUCUCAAGACGGAGGUAGCUCAAACCAACGCUCGCUUGAAAAAGGCCCAUGAAGACGUACAAUUUUACAAGCGUCAAUUGGAAUCAAAGAAAGAAGCCACUGUUGUUAUUGCGACGAAAGAGCAAGGCCGACAAGAACAAGAACCCAGCCAUCCUUCUCUUGAUGAGGCCGCUUCUCUUUGGUUUCAAUGCGAAACCCUUAAAACUGAAGUGGCUCAGUUGGGGGCGCGUCUAAAGAAAUCCAAUGAAGAGGUCGAUUUUUAUAAGCGUCAGCUAGAAGCGAAACGUGACAUGCUUGCUGCUCCUUCGACUGUCGUUCGUCACCAACGUAACAGCAGCCAUGCUGAUCAAGCCAACUCUACUGCUCCUGUCGACCUGGAUGAGGCCGCUAAAUGGUGGUUCCAAUAUGAAAGCCUUAAAACGCACACUGCUCAAAUCGAAGCUCGUCUCAAGAAGGCCAAUGAAGAUACAGAAUUCUAUAAACGUCAAUUAGAAAUGAAGCAUGAAGCAGCUCAGGAAAGCGCUGCUCAAAAGUCUUCUGCUGCUCAAGAUGAAGCGGCCGCCCUUUGGUUCCAGUAUGAGACAAUGAAAACCCAACUUGCUCAAACAGAAGCUCGUUAUAAAAAGGCAAAUGAUGAUGCUGCAUUCUAUAAACGUCAACUGGAAUCAAAAUCUACUACCACCGUUGCGGAUCCUUCUCUGCUUCAAGACAAGGAAAAUGAAAUUCGUCAAUUGACCGAACUUAUUCUAAAGCAAGAUCAACUCAUGGCUGAAUAUGAAAGCAGCUUGAACCAUUAUCAGGGCGUGUCAUUGCCUGAUGCCUUAGAAACGAAGAAUGAACCCAACGAAGCCAAGGCCCUUCGUCAAGAAUUAGUUGCUUUAAGAACACAAAAUCAAGAGCUGGAGGAUGCUGUUACUGCUUUGCGCGCUGAUUUAGAAAUGAGCCAUACUCAAAUGCGUCUAAUGAUGACCGUUUCUACAGAGAUCCAGGAUGAAUUCGAUGCCUACAAGAACCAAAUGGAUGAACAUUUCAACAAAUGGUCGAACAAUAAGAAGCAAGAUAGAUCAAUGAUGCCUACUUCUGCUAUUGCUGCUGCUGCUGCUGCUGCUGACGUUGAGUCUAAUGACAAUAUUGCUGAACUAAAGGAAGCACUUGCUGCUAAAGAUUCGACUCUCAACGAACUUCAACAACAAUUAGCUGCUCUCAAGGAUGCGAUCCAUACAAAAGAUAAAGCUCUGACGAAUAUGGACACUCAAAUCAUGGAACUGACACAAGCCAUCCUUGAAAAGGAUGUUCUCCUGAUGGAACAGGCGAAUAACCUCAUUAAAAACAAUAACAACGACAACAACAAAAGAAAUUCUCGACCCAGUGAAUCUGUAAGAGCUAUCGACACAUCCAUUCCAACCUACUCUGAUAAUGACACUUUCUACAGCUCCCGUAGAAAUCAGAGCAAUUCUACUGUCAGCAGCUUCUCUCCAUCUCAUCAUUAUCGUUAUUCAUCAUCAUCUGAAGACGGCGAAGAAGAUGACACAGAGAUCCUUCAUAUGGACUUUAGUGACGACGGUCUAUCCAGUUUACACCAAGCUAGCUACUAUCAUCACAUAUUGGACCAUGAUGAUGCUAGUACUGACCUUCAAAGUCCUUCUGAUACAGCUACUUCAAGCAUUAGUAGCACUAUCAGCUUUGAUUCUUCCGAAGGUGAAGAGGAAAAAACUGCAGAGGUCAGACAUUUCUCUUACAACUCGACCCCCUCUCAACAUCAUGAUCGCCUUUCCCUCCCCGGUAGUCAAGGCAUGAUGGAAGGUGUGAACCGUCCUUUAAGCAGCCCUCCUCAUACUUCUACUCUUUCUCCUUCCACUACUCAUACUGCCACUACUACUACUACUACUAUUACUGCUGCUGCUGCUGCUCAUUUCAAUGUACAUAAUAAGGAGUCUACUUCAGGUGCAAGCUGGUCUUUACCUCCUCCCACUCCCCCACCCACCGAACCGCUGCCACCCAUUCCUCCAUCGGAGGAAAAUACCCAAACCAACACUACUGCUGCUGCCAAAACAAACUUGCCCCCUCAUUGUUUAGCCACUCCUGCCGCCACUCCUCCUGUAGAAAAGGAAUACUUUCUCAGCACUCCUCAAACUCACUGUAGACGUCCGAGAUCGGGCACCUUAGUUCCUCAUCCACAAUAUCAUCCACAACGACGACAACAGCAACAAGAAGAUCCCAUUGUUCGUUAUGAGACCCAAUUCAAUUUGAAUCUUCCUUCUGACAAGUCGACUUCACUGAAGCAGCAAGAAAAUGAAAAAGACAGAGCACCCAUCCCACCUCCACGAAGAGACAUCACCAACAGAAGCAGCAGCUCAUUUAAAAAAGCCCAUACCAGCUGGAUGGACGAUCCUGAAAGUGAUGAUGAAGAUGUCUGGUGUGAUACGUCCUCAAAACCUACUGAUUGGAAUACAGCAACCGUCCCCGUCUUGUAAUACUUCCCUCCCCUCCCCUUUCCCCGCCUACCCUAUAUCUCUUUCUUUAAUUAUAUCAUCAUUUUAACUUAUUACCCCCCGAACAUCUCACCCUUCAUAAUGUACACACAAAUAUCACACAAAUCUCUCACAACACUCACACAACACUCACACAAACACACCCACCCUCACACAUUCACACACAACCUUUUUUGUAAUCUUAGAGCAUUUUUCUUUCAUCAAUGGAUUAUUCAUAAUAUUCCUGAUUUGUUUUAAUUUUUUUUUUU